AUGCGUGUCUCGUCGCUCCUUACAGCCCUCGGCCUUCCCCUACUCGUUGCCGCCUCUCGUACGCGAUACCAUCCGCUCACUACAAGGGGUUCUCUGCUCGAUACCUGCCUCACAAUUUCUUUAUCUGCCAUUGUCGACAAGCUUGACGUAGUCGGGUUGUUGGGCAUACUCAACCUCGAUCUCGGCGCGGAUAUCUGCAUCUGUCUCAGCACUUUGACCGUCGAUAUCAGCGCCAACGCGGAGUUAAAGGCUCUGGAGGAUCUUGUUGGCGCUAACGUCCUAGCAAGCGUGUUGAUUGACUUGCUUGACAAGGACCCCGGCUGUCAGCAAUGCACCUACCCAACCGGCGCAGUCUCUUCUUGUACAGCCAGCAACCCUUGCGCCUUCAAUUGCACCCCUCCCUACGUCAAGUCAGGCAAUUCCUGCGUCUGCGGAGGUACACUUUGUAACGGUGUUUGCGGUACCUUCCCGCAUGGUUGCCCUUCUGCCGCUCCUUAUGGAAAGCGUAACACACACCUCCCGCACGAAGCUCGUAUCGCCGGUGUUACCUCGUACUCCCAAGCUAAGCGCACUUGUGAGGCGCACGAGUCCGUAUGCGGUGUUUACGGCGGGCGUUCUCUGGGUUACGAGUGUCUCGAUACUGCACGAGAUCUCGAGAACUGCGGUGGGUGCACUAUACCGCAUCCUUUCGUUGAACACGGUCGCACCGCCAACGGAACCGAUUGCACUGCUCUUCCUGAAGUCCUCGACGUGUCAUGUGACACUGGUCGGUGUGCGGUACGCCGCUGCCGCUCUGGCUAUCGUGUCUCGUCGAGUGGCGCGCAGUGCGAACUCAACACCCAGACGAACACAUUCGUGCUGCAGCAGCAUCAAAUACAGGGAGACGCAAUCGUUUUCUAG
Messenger RNA from Peniophora sp. CBMAI 1063, 900 nucleotides. Lineage: Eukaryota; Fungi; Basidiomycota; Agaricomycetes; Russulales; Peniophoraceae. The record is from the annotation of a GenBank genome assembly.